Girardinichthys multiradiatus is the source of this 3294-nucleotide messenger RNA. It is a transcript of the gene gyg2, whose product is annotated as glycogenin 2. The transcript has 9 exons. Gene Ontology annotation, cellular component: cytoplasm. The record is from RefSeq and is a predicted model, not a curated record. Lineage: Eukaryota; Metazoa; Chordata; Actinopteri; Cyprinodontiformes; Goodeidae. Gene Ontology annotation, molecular function: glycosyltransferase activity.
AUUUGUCGAACCAACUAAUAGUGUAAUGUCUUUUGACAUUGCAUUGCUAAUUUAUUCAAUGCCCUUUUUGUCACAUUACAGCAAACCUUUAUUUUGACAUUAUGCUAGGAGUGUAACACAAAGCAAUGAAUUAUUGUGAAGCAGAAGGAAUAUAAUACAUAGGCAUGAGGUUUUAUUUCUAAAUAAAACAAAAGCCUCAUAUUGUUUUCCAGAUUUAAAAUGUAAAACGGUCCUUUGAGCUUUGCUGCCUGAGCUAAAAUUAAAUGUUCUGGCUUUAAACCCACAGCUGUCGUCAACCUAAAACAUGUCCCACAGUUUGUUAAAGGUGAGUGGAGUGUAUUCUAUUUAUGAUUACUCACGUCAUUCAGUCAAACAGCAGUCAUAUCUUCACAGAAAGGUCAGAGCAACAAAGCCUAUCAAUCCAAUAAGAUGGAUGUUAAGCAGAGAGGUAACAAAUUCCCGUGUUCCAUUGGCUUUAUUUAGUCUGGCUCCACUUCACUCGGCCCACUUUGCCAAAAUUGUAACUUCAGGCAAACUUUGAAGCUUUACCAGUCCAGACGGUGGCGUCUCUCUGCUUGUCCUAACACCCCCCCGACUGAGAAUCUGUGGCAACAGUUGAAAAGUGAUGUUCACAGGUUCUCUUCAUCCAUUCUGACUGAACUUGAGCUGUUUUUUGAAGACAGGUGGACAGAAAGUUUAGUCUGUAAAUGUGCAAAGCUUGCUCCAUUGUACAACAUAAGAUCCCAAUAAAAUACAUUAAAAGAUGUGAUUUAUUAAGUGAUCAAAUUUGAAAAGGUUAAAGGGAAGUACUUACUUUUGCAAGACACUAUAUCUUUAAGACUUGUGCUUUGCAGUGGUUAUAGGUUAUUUGCUCCUGACUGACGUAGAAUGUGAAAAUCAACAUUCUCCUCAGUGGGUUAUCAGUAGAGUAGGACAUUGCACUGUUUCCUAAUCCUUGUUGCUAAGCCCCAUUCUGCUAGUUGGAUGACCAGUUGGGCAAACACAUUGGAGGAUAGAAGCGGAAGGCCUCAGCCUCAUGCUUUGCUCCACAAUUAAAAGCUGACUGAACUGUGAAUUCACAGUUUAGUGGCAGCUAUAUACUCAGUGAGGAUUUAGGAAGUGUCCCAGAUGUUGCUGGUGCACCCUUGUGGUCAACUGUUUUUAUUUUGCUGCUCAGGACUUUCAGCAAACAGGCAUAGUAUGCACCUCCCCUCCCCUGGAGAUAAGUAAACCUGCAGGAUUCGGAACUGACUGAAGACAAGAAAUGUCAGCUGGUGAGGCCUUUGUUACCCUGGCCACCACAGACUCCUACUGCAAGGGAGCAACAGUGGUGGCCCGAAGUUUGAGACGGCAUGGAACGACUCGCCAUAUAGUCGUCAUGGUCACGCCAAACAUCUCUGAGCAGUCAAGAAAAGGCCUGGAGAACAUCUUUGAUGAGGUCUUCACAGUGGAUUUAAGGAACAGUGAGGACCAGCUCCAUUUGUCCAUGCUGGGACGUCCUGAGCUUGGCGUCACCUUCACUAAGAUCCACUGCUGGAAUCUGACACAGUACCGAAGGUGCAUCUUCCUAGAUGCUGAUACACUGGUCCUGUGUAACGUAGAUGAGUUAUUCCAAAGGGAUGAACUGUCAGCUGCUCCUGACCCCGGCUGGCCAGACUGCUUUAACUCAGGCGUGUUUGUAUUCACACCGUCCAGGAUCACCUACACCAUGCUCCUGGAUCAUGCCCUGCACCAUGGCAGCUUUGAUGGAGGAGAUCAGGGUCUCUUAAACUCCUUCUUCAGUUGCUGGAGUGUGGGAGACAUCGGUAAACACUUGCCGUUCAUCUACAACCUGUGUGCCAACUCUUUGUACAGCUACCUCCCUGCUUUCCAAUAGUUUGGCCACCAGGCAAAGAUAGUCCACUUUGCGGGAGCUGUGAAGCCAUGGAGCUCACAGAGAAAUGACUCCCGCUCGCAUAUUAUGGAACAGUUUGAGUCUCUGUGGUGGAAAGAAUAUCACUGUCACACAAUGCCGCCUGUUCCAAACAUUCACCCCACUCCAAGUCAACAGAAACAACAGAUCCAAGAACAAGAUGGCAAGAUGCCAUUUACAAGAAAUUUGGAUAGCUCUAGUUCACUGCUCGCACAUUUUUCUCCACCUUCUGACAGUCUUCACUCUCACAUUAAAGAAAUGAUGUUUACCCACACAGAUAGUACUCCCCUGAAGGUUUCACCAAUCUUGGAGAAGGUGUACCAAUCACCAGAGACAACAGGGGUCAAUGAUCUACCUUCAGGAGCUGAAGGGUUGGAGGGUAGUGAUGGCAACUCAGACAGAGACGCUCAGUCGAAUGAAGACAGAGAGGUGGAGCAUCGCAGGAUGUGGGAGGCUGGACAGGUGGACUACCUCGGCAGAGAUGCUUUCCAAAACAUCCAAAAGAUGCUGGACCGCUUCCUGGAUCCACAUAAUGAGACCCUCCUGCCUUAAGCUGAUCCAUCACCCAGUGGUUCUCACCACUCUGUGUACACCACAGUAGCAAGGCUUGGGUAUGGGCAUGUGCAUUGCUAAUAAACAGAGCCUUGCUAAAGUAUUUACACCCCUCAACAUCUCCAAAUGUUGCCUUGUUCCAAACCACAACUUUAUUUUUUUUUAUUGGGAUUGUAUGGCAUAGACCAACACAAAAUGCUAUAUAUUUGCAAAGUGGAUGGACAAUAAUUUAUUAUUUAAUUGUCUUUACAAAUAAAAACCCUUUCUGGAAUUUAGCUCCGUCCAUCUUCCCAUCAACUCUGACCAGCUGCGUUUCAUUGUCUACUAUGACCAGUCCACCUUCCACUGUAUGUUUGUGACUAAUAGGAGCUGAAUACAAAGGCAUGUCACAAUUUAUUGAGUUUGAUUUCUUUAAAAAAUGAAAAACUGUGUGUAAGCUUCCUCCCAUUUUACAGUGAUGGACUAAAAUCACAUAAAAUCCCAUUGGAAUACAAAGACGUUUUUGGUUUUCAUGAGACAAAAUAACGCAUAUUUCAAAUUCACUGAAAGGAAAAUAUUCCAACACAUUUGCAUUUUAGAUCCCUGUCUGACGCUUAUGUUAAUAAUAGAUUUUUAAUGGAUAGUGAAGCUCAGAAGUGUAAAACCACCAAAUAGUUUAAACUAUACAAACGUUUAUAUUUUGUUUAUUAUCUUUUCAUUCAAAGCAAUUAAACAUCUUCCUGUAAUUUUACAUGUAUGAACACUGUGACUCACAUUUACACUUUGUGAUAUGUGUUACUAAUGUUAUUAAUAAAGGUCUCUGACAAAGCUGUGUGUAUAGGAGGACAAAA